UUGACACCUUUUUCCCCUUGUGUUCUUCUAGUUCUGCGUGAUGACUUCAGACAAAACCCCACAGAUGUGAUCGUGGCUGCGGGAGAACCUGCGGUCCUGGAGUGUCAGCCUCCCCGUGGACAUCCUGAACCGACCAUUUCAUGGAAAAAAGACUCAACUAAUAUUGAUGACAGAGAUGAAAGGAUCACUACGCGUGGAGGGAAGCUGAUGAUCACAAAUGCCCGCAAGAGUGACGCUGGGAAAUAUGUGUGCGUCGGCACUAACAUGGUGGGAGAACGUGAAAGUGAAGUGGCGGAACUUACAGUGUUAGAACGUCCCAGCUUUGUACGCCGACCAGGUAGCCAGGUGGUGUUGGUGGAUCAAAGUGUAGAGUUUAGGUGUGAGGCCCGUGGUGACCCGGUUCCAACCGUACGCUGGAGGAAAGACGAUGGAGACCUCCCCAAAGGAAGAUUUGAGAUUCGCGAGGACCACACCCUGAAGAUCCGUCGACUGACGUCCGCUGAUGUGGGCUCUUACACCUGCGUGGCCGAGAACAUGGUGGGCAAGGCGGAGGCAUCGGCCACGCUCACCGUUCACGUGCCUCCAGUAUUUGUGGUGAGACCAAGGAACCAGGUGGUUGGAGUUGGCAGAACCGUCACCUUCCAGUGUGAGGCCACUGGAAACCCACAACCAGCCAUUUUCUGGCAGCGGGAAGGCAGUCAGAACUUGCUGUUCUCCUACCAACCUCCUCAACCCUCCAGUCGGUUUUCAGUCUCUCAGACUGGAGACUUGACCAUCACUGAUGCUGAACGCUCGGACAUGGGCUAUUAUAGCUGCCAGGCGCUCAACAUCGCUGGCAGUGUGAUCACCAAGGCCCUGCUGGAGGUCACUGAUGUUGUGUCAGACCGCCCGCCACCAAUUAUACGACAAGGCCCCACCAAUCAGACGGUGGCUGUGGACGGCACUGUGGUCCUCAACUGUGUGACAUCUGGUAACCCCACCCCCACCGUCCUGUGGAGGAAGGACGGUGUCUUAGUGUCCACGCAUGAUUCCAGAGUCAAACAGCUGGACACAGGCGCGCUGCAAAUCCGUUAUGCAAAACUUGGUGACACUGGCAUGUACAUGUGCAUUGCCUCAACACCCAGUGGAGAGGCCUCAUGGAAAGCCUAUUUAGAAGUCCAAGAAUUUGGAGCCCCAGUCCAGCCAAACAGACCCACUGACCCAAACCUAAUCCCCAGUGCACCUUCUAAACCUGAGGUCACAGAUGUUUCCCGUACCUCCGUCACACUCACUUGGAAACCUAACUUGAAUGCAGGAGCCACACCAACGUCCUAUAUCAUAGAGGCCUUCAGUCACGCAUCAGGGAGCAGCUGGCAGACUUUGGCGGAUCAUGUAAAAACUGAGUCCUUCGUACUGAAGGGCCUGAAGCCCAGUGCAGUCUACCUCUUCUUGGUGCGGGCAGCCAAUGCCUACGGACUGAGUGAUCCCAGUCCUAUCACAGAUGCUGUGAAAACACAAGACAUCCCUCCCACCAGUCAGGGUGUGGAUCAUCGCCAGAUCCAGAGGGAGUUGGGAGAAGUCGUCAUCCACUUGCAUAACCCCACCAUUCUGUCUUCAUCUUCAGUCAGGGUGCAGUGGACGGUGGAGCAGCAGUCCCAGUACAUCCAGGGCUAUAAAGUGAUGUACAGGCCUUCCCCAGAGGGGCAGCAGAGGAGUGAAUGGGGUACAUUUGAGGUGCGGACCCCCGGGGAGGACAGUGCCGUGGUGACACAGCUUCGGAAGGGGGUCACGUACGAGUUCAAAGUCCGCCCCUUCUUCAACGAGUUCCAGGGAACAGACAGUGAUGUCAAAAUUGCCAAGACGCUGGAGGAAGCGCCGAGUGCCCCUCCUCGUAAGGUUACAGUGACAGAGAGUGGGGAUAAUGGGACUGCCAUCGUUGUCUCCUGGCAACCCCCUCCAGAAGAAGAACAGAAUGGGGUGGUCCAGGAGUAUAAGAUCUGGUGCUUGGGGAAUGAGAGUCGGUACCAUAUCAAUCGAACGGUCGAUAGCUCCAGCUUAUCUGUGAUGAUUCCAAGUCUGGCCCCUGGGAUCCGCUACAGUGUGGAGGUAGCAGCAAGCACAAGCGCAGGGCCCGGGGUCAAGAGUGAUAUCACCUACUUCCAGCUUGAUUCUUCUGGCCGAAUGACGGAGACCGUGAGUCAGGAGAACCCCCUGUCCCAGCAGAUUUCCGAUGUGGUCAAACAGCCCGCCUUUAUAGCCGGAAUCGGGGCCGCUUGUUGGAUUAUCCUCAUGGUGUUCAGUAUUUGGUUGUACCGACACCGAAAGAAAAGGAACGGCCUCUCCAGCAGCUACGCAGGCAUACGGAAAGUGCCAUCCUUCACUUUCACACCAACAGUUGCGUAUCAGAGAGGAGGAGAAGGCGUCAGCAGUGCUGGAAGGCCCGGUUUGCUUAACAUUGGGGACUCUGCCACUCAACCCUGGCUGGCUGACACAUGGCCUAACUCCUGCUCCAACCACAACGACUGCAGCAUCAACUGCUGCACUGCAGGGAAUGGCAACAGCGACAGCAAUUUGGCGACUUACAGCCGACCAGCCGACUGUAUCGCCAAUUAUAACAACCAGAUGGAUAACAAGCAGACCAACCUCAUGGUGCCAGAGUCAGGAGUCUAUGGAGAUGUAGACCUGUCCAACAAGAUCAAUGAGAUGAAGACCUUCAACAGCCCAAACCUAAAAGAUGGCCGUUUCGUUGGUCCAGGGGGCCAGCCAACACCUUACGCCACUACGCAGCUUAUCCAGUCCUCCAUCAUGAGUAACAACAUCAACUCAGACAGAGGGACUGGAGGGAGUGGGAGUAUGCUCGGGGGUGGAGGAGAAGUGAAUGAGAAACACUGCUGGAAGCCCACCUCGGUCCAGCAGCAGAAACAGGAAAUGGGAUCUCAGCUGCAGUACAACAUUAUGGAACAAAACAAGCUGAACAAGGACCGCUACAGAGGAGGUGACAGUCCUAUGCCAGCCACCAUCCCCUACAACCAGACCCAUGACAGCCACACUGGGGGCUCCUACAACAGCUCUGACAGAGGCAGCAGUAGCACCUCCGGGAGUCAGGGUCAUAAGAAGGGAGUGCGCACCCCCAAACUACCCAAACAAAGCACAAUGAAUUGGGCUGACCUUCUGCCCCCUCCGCCUGCGAACCCACCCCCCACUCGGAACACGGAGGAGUACACUCUAUCAAUGGAGGAAAGAUGUGAUGCAGAUAUGCAGUGCCCCAUGCCCCCCUCCCACAUGUACCUGCAGCCUGAUGAGCUGGAGGAGGAAGAGGAGAUGGAGAGGGGGCCCACCCCUCCCGUCCGUGGAGCAGCCUCGUCUCCCGCCGCCGUAUCCUACAGCCACCAGUCCACAGCCACUCUCACCCCGUCCCCCCAGGAGGAGAUGCAGCCAAUGCUCCAGGAUGCACCUGACAGCCAUGAGCGCAGGCGCCAUGUUGCGAGCCCCCCACCCCCACCGAGACCCAUUUCCCCCUCACACACUUAUGGGUACAUCAGCAGUCCACUGGCUGUGGACACCGAUGGUAUGGAGGAAGACAUGUUGGAGGAGGAAGAGGACGGUGACGAGACGGACGCGGAGGUGGCCAAGAUGCACUACCACCACACGCACCCGCACCACCCCCAGACACACGCGCGGAGGUUGCUACUACGAGGGCUCGAACAAACGCCCGCGUCCAGCAUGGGCGACUUGGAGAGCUCAGUGACGGGCUCCAUGAUCAACGGAUGGGGCUCCGCUUCUGAAGAAGAUAAUGUCUCUUCGGGGAGGUCCAGCGCCGUCAGCUCUUCGGACGGAUCCUUCUUCACGGACGCCGACUUUGCUCAAGCGGUAGCUGCAGCUGCAGAGUAUUCAGGCCUUAGGGUGGGGAAAUAUCCUAAUUCACAGGGCCAGGAAGUAGGGGGAGCUUCAGCACGAAAAUACCAAAUAAACCAGUCAGGCCACCGUCCUGGCAGCCCGGUGUCUACAGACAGUAAUAUGAGUAGUAUGGCAGCUAUACACAGGAGGCCUCCGAAAAAGCAAAAACAGCAUCCUGCAGCUCAUCCGGGAAGCCAGCGACGUGACGCCUUCAAUGAAGAUCUCCCUCCACCCCCCAUUCCACCUCCAGCAGUCCUUAAAUCGCCAACACAUCCUGCCAAGGCUGCUCUGGAGGGCCGGGGGGUCAUCUCCCCCAAAGCGGGAGAGGGUCGAGACAAGCGUGGAGGGGCCGGUGCCUACCGGCCACAGGAGGGUUCUGACCCCAGAACCAGCUCGUCUGAACGCAAAGACGCUCAGGACAGACAUAAAACCGGAGGGAAAGGGAAUAAAUACGAGGGCAGCUCUGCCAACAAGGCCCGGCAGCAUGCAGGUUCAGAGGACAUUUUGCCCUAUAGCCGACCUCAGUUCCCCAGCAUCAACAGCCCCAGAGACCCAAGUUCUUCAAGCUCCAUGUCCUCCAGGGGUUCAGGGGGCCGGCGGAGAGGGGAAGGCGGCCGAAGGAACCCCGCAGACAUCAGUCUCAACAGCUCCGGAGCCUUUCAGCAAGGAGAUGAAGACCUAGAGAUGGUAGAAAGCUGAAGACCAGAUGAGGAGGAGGAAGAACUGAUACAGGUUUCCAAGAGUGGAGUACCAUAGUUCUCUCAUAAUUUUAAAUAUCUCAGUAUUUCCCCAUCAUGUCGGCUGCCAUUAUACUGUACAUCAAGUGUUUCUUUACAUCCAGAAAACAGACCAAUUUUUUUUUUGUUUAUUUCUAACUUAUCAUUUUCUAUGUCCAUAAAAAUAAAAAAGUGACAAUAAAAGAGUGAUGCAUCCAAAACAAAAUAAGCAGUGGUAUAUUUAUGUUCAAUUCCAAUGCAAUAUGCAGUCAAAUCCUUCUCCAGACAUUGACAUAACUGAGCUUGCCUGAUCAAGAACUAUGGAGAGGCCAUACAACGAGAUGUUACUGCUGCAAGCAGAGGGGGGGUGAACUGUCUGUAAAUAUGUGUCUACAUCAUGUUUUACCCAUUGUGGUACCUCAAGGUUGUCUUCCUUGUUCUUAUUUUGCAGAUUCUAAUUUUAUUAUGCCAGUAAAUUUAAUUAUUGUAUCAAUUCCAUUCAUGUUGUAAAUUGCUAUAUUAUUUGUUCCCCCAAGAAAGUGCCACUUUGGGUUUGUUUCUGUUUUUGUUUUCCUUUUUGUUUUUUGUAAUGCACUGUUAUGUUCUGUAUUGUCAACAUGUUUAUUUGUUUUACUUUGGUUUUAAAAGCACAAUCACUAAACUUUAUUUUAAACCAUUCUAUCUAUUAACCUUUUUGUCUUACUGGAAGAAAAAAAGGUAUGACAAGAGUCUAGUUAAUCCUGAUGAUGAUGAUGUAGGUAAAGGUUGUUGUUUACGAAGGCUGUGCUUGAAAGGAGACUCCUUCCGUUGUGAUUGUCUCCCUCUCCAGUUCUGACACUAGCUAAAGUGAUGACAAAGCCAGUUAAUGUGAGUCAUAGCUGCAAUGUAAAUAUCCUUUUCACAAUGACCAUAAACUCAGCUAUCGCACAUUAAUUGAAAUGGUUGUGUUGCCUACAAAUGCACUUAAAUGAAUGUCAAACACAGGAAACAUGUCACUUUGGGAGCCUGGAGAGGUUGUAAUUGGACAAGAAGAGUCUCUUUUCUUGAUACAAAAGGGCUGACGAAGCCCGCUUUUAAGGAGUAAGGGUGCUGUUGUUUAUUCAUAGGACAUCUGCAAACAUUUGUUUCGUAAAUCAAAAAAACAAAACAAAAAAAGAUGAAUUAAAAAAGGUUCAAACCAAA
Messenger RNA from Menidia menidia (Atlantic silverside), 5774 nucleotides. The record is from the annotation of a GenBank genome assembly. Lineage: Eukaryota; Metazoa; Chordata; Actinopteri; Atheriniformes; Atherinopsidae.